Molecule: messenger RNA, 1269 nt
Organism: Aspergillus wentii DTO 134E9
Lineage: Eukaryota; Fungi; Ascomycota; Eurotiomycetes; Eurotiales; Aspergillaceae
Product: DASH complex subunit ASK1
Exons: 4
Coding region: 1-1269 (422 amino acids)
Biological process (GO): attachment of spindle microtubules to kinetochore
Cellular component (GO): mitotic spindle; DASH complex; mitotic spindle pole body
Source: RefSeq, a predicted model, not a curated record
AUGUCUCGUCCUUCGUCUAUCGCCCAGCGCCCUCUCACGCUCACAGAGGAGCUGGAGAAGCUGGAGCAAUCCAUCACGCUCACGCUGCAGGAGAUCGACCAUAAUUUCAGUCAGGCGCAUCGGAUCGUGACUACAAGCAUCUUGCCUGUCGUUGAGCAGUACGCAGAGCAUUCCAGGGAUGUCUGGGAGGGGGCAAAGUUCUGGAAACAAUUCUUCGAAGCGAGCGCCAAUGUCUCCUUAUCCGGAUACGAGGAGCGACCCAACGAGGAUACAGUACAGGAAGAGACCGCCAUGGAAGAGGACUCGUCGAACAUCAACCAGAGCAACCUCACCGAGACCGCGUCCUAUGAAACACCCUCGUCCGAACGUAUGCAAAAAGCAGACGAUGUUGACCUCACCUCCCUUACCCUCGAAUCGCAUAGUACGCCGCGCGCACCCUCGCACGAACACCAUCAAGACGACGACACCUCAACCUCGCUCCCCUACUCCCCCUAUGAAACCUUGAAACAACAGAUCAACGAGACAGAAGUACCCUUCGACCUCGAAGACUCAGCCCUUCCUACCACACCCGGAAAACCCUACCAAAGAUCCCACGGCUUUUCCCAUCAUGCAACCGAUACCCCCAUGUCCUCCUCGCCAUUUGUCCCCCCUGUUUCGUACGACGACGAACCCUCCACCGCCCAGCGCGGCCACGAAAAUCCCGUCAUGCAUCAAAUGCCUGAUAGAACAUAUCGUGUGCAAGCUACUCCCAUCGGAAAGAGCUAUGGCAACAACCGGUCCAAGUUCACCAUCACCCCGAAAGCGACAACCUCGAAAUACACCUUCGACGACUCGCCCAUCUCCAGUCCCGAGCCCGAGGCUCCCCAAUUGCACGCCGAAAUCUUCGACUCGCCGUCUAAAGCUAUGACUCCGGGAACAGGUCGAAAGCGCCGCCCUAGCGCUAAUCUGCGCAUUACCCCCAAGCCAGGCAUGAGCGUGCUCACUCCAGCGAAAGGGAGCGGGAAACAGCCAGCUUGGGAUAGUGACGAUGAACUGGCUGGCGAUUAUUAUGAUGAUGACGAGGACUUUGGACCCAGUCCUCCGAAGACCAUGCAAUUCCACAUCCCGCAGAGUCGACUCAUGAAGACACCAGCCAAAGAAGCUUCCAAGCGGAUCGUGUCGGAUCUACUCACCACUGCCGGCGCAGAGGACAUCACAGACGACUUUAAUGAUGACCAGAGUCCAAGCGUAAUUCGACGGGUAGAGCGAUUGGAGGAUGAAACUUUCUAA